AUGUAUAAAGUUAUUCUGGGAUUGUUAGUAAUUUCUGCACUAGCAACAGACGAAUUCAAUUUAAUCGAUAACUUAAAUUUACCAGAAGAACAUAUUCAAUAUUGGGUAAACCGUGAUAAUACGGUGCGCAAUUUGUGCUUCAGAAAUAAAAUUUGCCAUUCAAAGUAUGGAAUAAACAACAAUCACUGUUGGGGUUAUGAGCCAAAUUGUGAUCCAGAAAACAGUUAUUCGGUAGGAAAAGCAAAAUGCACGAAGCCAAAUAGUUGGGGUAAAAGCAGUAUCAAAUCACAAUUAGAAAUUUUUCAAAAACAAGGUGAUUUUCGGAAAUUAGCGGAAACAUUUAACAGUAUUGAACCAAUCUGCAUUUCAAAUCAUACAGAAGGUAGUUUUCUGGAAUGUUCCAGUCAUUUGAGAUUUUGUCGGGCAAGGAAUAUUUUCUUUGAUUUCAAAAAUUUGAAUUCAAAAACUUCGAAAAGAUAUCGUAAUGAUGUGAUCCAAAAAGGACAAGUUGGUGGAAAUUGUGAGGCAUUUAACAAAAAAUUGCUCCGUAGCAGAAUAGAUGAAAAAAGUUAUUUGCAAAGUUGGGCGCAUGAAUUAGAGUAUUUUGCAUCAUAUCCUGAUUUUCGAAUUUCGGAACAUCAUUGUGAUGUAAUUUUCGACAAACCAACAGUGUUGAUUAAACUGGAUGCAUCAGUAAAUAUGUAUCAUCAUUUCUGUGAUUUUAUCAAUCUAUAUGCAAGCCAGCAUAUUAAUGGUUCAAUUAAUAUGGAUAUCGAUAUUCUGUGGUGGGAUACAUGGUCUGGCGGUUUCAUAGAUUCCAUAUUUGGAGCUAUGUGGCAUGCUUUUACGGUGAACACACCUCAUGAAUUGAUUGAUUUGGAUGGGAAAAUGGUCUGUUUCCGGAAUACCAUGUUUUCGAUGCUUGCUCGGCAGCGGUUUGGUCUCUAUUAUAACAUGCCAUUAAGUAUCCUUAUGAUUUAA
This is a messenger RNA of Acanthocheilonema viteae, 981 nucleotides long. The record is from the annotation of a GenBank genome assembly. Lineage: Eukaryota; Metazoa; Nematoda; Chromadorea; Rhabditida; Onchocercidae.